Messenger RNA from Tinamus guttatus (white-throated tinamou), 2040 nucleotides. Lineage: Eukaryota; Metazoa; Chordata; Aves; Tinamiformes; Tinamidae. The record is from RefSeq and is a predicted model, not a curated record.
GAAAAGUUCAGUGCUCAGGCAGUUUGGGCGUUGGAGAAGCAGGCUCCGAAAUAACGAAGCCGUGCACGGAGUUAAACAGUGCGGAUGGCUUCAACCGAGGCAAUGUAACAUACAAGUGUACCAGCAGCUCCUGGGUGGUUGCCAGAAACGACUGCCUUUCUGUACCAAUAAACAACUUGCUUCUGGGUGCUGAGGCUUUGGUCAAUGAUCCCAAUGGAAGAGCAAACCUGCCUCAAUAUCUUGAGGACCUUCAGAGAAAUACAGCAGCAGAACAAAGUGCACUAAAUCAUUCUGCAAACCUAGCUGCAGUUGUUACCAUCCUAGAUUUGGUCUCCAACAUCCCAGCAUAUGCAGACACAGCCACUGUUACAAAUUUCCUCUCUACAGUGGACACGAUUGUUAACAAUUCCAGAAUAGGAACUUGGGAAACACUGGCUAAACAACAGCCACAUAAAAGUUCUUUGUUACUGCAUUCAGUAGAAAGAUUUUCAGAGCAACUCCAACCCGUUAAUAAUACCAUUCCUUCUGUAAAAACAGACACCGUUCAACUAGACGGCAUAGUAGUGACAGAAAACAGCAAGGAAGACUAUAGUAAGAUCUUCACCAGUAAAGAAAACCUCACAGUUAAUGUGCUAAUAAAUGAAGCUGAAGUCGAGACUCUGCCACAAAACUCAACCAUUGUCAGUGUGGUCUACUCAACCCUUGGACAUAUUUUGCCCCAGAGUAACUCCAUGUUUGUGAAUGGCUUACUGCUAACAACAACUGUGAGCAGAAAUAGAAGCCACAGCAUCUCCAUUAAUAUGACUUUUGCAAAGAAAGAUACUUCCCUAAAGGAUCCGCAGUGCGCGUUUUGGAGCUUUGGUGCCGAUAGCAGUGGAGAAUGGAACAGUAGUGGUUGCACACCCACGGAGACAGCAAAUGAUGUCAUUUGCUCCUGCAGUCACUUGACAUCAUUUUCAAUUCUGAUGUCACCUGAUGAACCCCAUCAGGGAAGCCCUGAAGAUUAUAUUACUUACACUGGCCUGGCCAUUUCCAUCUUGAGUUUGGUGGUCUGCAUUAUAAUUGAAUCCUUAGUCUGGAAAUACGUGACGAACAACACGACCUCCUAUAUGCGCCAUGUCUGUAUACUCAACAUAGCUAUGUCACUCCUACUUGCUGAUAUUUGGUUCCUUGCCACUGCUUCCGCCCAUUACAAUAAGGGUCUCUGUAUAGCGGUCACCUUUUUCGUCCAUUUAUUCUACCUCAGUGUCUUUUUCUGGAUGCUCAGCCUGGGCCUCAUUCUUUUCUACCGAUUGAUCUUCAUCUUACACAACCCAAGCAAGACUGCUCAGAAAGCAGUGGCAUUCUGCCUGGGAUAUGGAUGCCCUUUAGUCAUUGCAGUCAUCACCAUCGCUGUCACUCUGCCAAGGAACGAUUACACCAGAAAUGAAGUCUGCUGGCUCAAGUGGACAGGCAGCAAGGCUCUCUUGGCCUUUGUCAUACCUGUCCUGAUCAUUGUGGUCAUUAAUCUGUUCAUCACUGCGGUCGUCAUAAUAAAAAUACUGAGGCCAACCAUUGGAGACAGGACAAACAAGCAAGAGAGGAGCUCUUUGAUUCAAAUUGGCAAAAGCGUGGCCAUCCUGACACCACUAUUAGGCCUCACCUGGGGAUUUGGCUUUGCCACCAUCGUCAGAAGCAGCUCUCGGGCAUUCCACAUUCUCUUUGCUUUGCUCAAUUCUUUUCAGGGAUUAUUCAUUUUGGUGUUUGGGACUCUCUGGGACAAGAAGAUACAAGAAGCCUUGUUGAAGAGGAAUUCACUGUCCAGAUGGCAGAGUCAACAAGAGCAGUCAACCUCUCUUAUGCUGGUCACUCCAAUGUUCUCUAUGAGCUAUCCAUUUUCAAGAACUUUUAACAAUUUAUGCGGCAGAACAGGAAAAUACAGAGUAUCCUCUUCAGAGCCAUCCACCUCUUCCUCUGAAAACACUUCCAAGUUAUAUUCUUUGCUGAACUGAGGCACUGCAAAUGCUAAGCAAUGAACCUAUAAAAAGGCCCAUGCCCUUU